Asparagus officinalis (garden asparagus) is the source of this 1259-nucleotide messenger RNA. RefSeq names its product cytosolic sulfotransferase 15-like. Gene Ontology annotation, biological process: sulfation. Gene Ontology annotation, molecular function: sulfotransferase activity. Gene Ontology annotation, cellular component: cytoplasm. The record is from RefSeq and is a predicted model, not a curated record. Lineage: Eukaryota; Viridiplantae; Streptophyta; Magnoliopsida; Asparagales; Asparagaceae. The transcript is spliced from 2 exons. The coding region runs from base 129 to 1148 and encodes 339 amino acids.
GUGGAGCCAUUGGUGACCACUCUGACAAGUUAUUAAAGAUUUAUAACUAAAAACCUCAUCGUCAAGAUUUCAACAAUCCUUUUUCUUCACAACCUCAAAACCCACCACCGGUCCCCUGAUUAAUCCCCAUGGCAUCAUCUCCACCCCUGUCCAAAUGCUUCGCCUCUCCCAAGACCCGAGAAGAAGAAGAAAGCGACCGGGCGCUGUGCCAACAUUACAGGGAAAAAGUUUUGAGCCUCCCGUCUGUUGACGGCUGUGCCAUUCUCAAACUUCACGAAUACAACGGCUGGUUUGCUCCCAUGCCCAUGUUGCUCGGCGCGAUGGCAGCUCAAAAGCUGUUUCGGGCGAAACCCUCCGAUGUAAUCCUCGCUACCGCUCCUAAAUCAGGUACUACCUGGCUCAAAUCAAUCCUCUUCGCCGUGGUUCACCGCGACUCUCCACAUUAUGAGCCCGAGAAGUACCUAACAACCGUCGCCGUCCAUGAAUGCGUUCCUUUCUUAGAAAACCAUGUUUACGCGAACGGUCAGGUUCCCGAUCUGGACUUGCUCCCUUCGCCCAGGCUCUUCUCGACCCACAUCCCGAUCCAUCUGCUCCCGCACUCCGUCGCCCAGUCCGGAUGUAAACUCGUGUAUUUGUGUCGCGAACCGAAGGACGCCUUCAUCUCCUUGUGGCACUUCGCCAACGCGGGGCGUUCGAACAUUGGAGCAGAGGCUCUCCCCCUCGACCGCGCUCUCGACCUCUUCUGCAGCGGUGCAUCCGUUGCCGGUCCCUUCUGGGAUCACGUGCUCGGAUACUGGAACGCAAGCUUGGAAAGGCCCGGGCAGGUGCUGUUCUUGAGGUACGAGGACGUCAUGAAAGACCCUGCAGCUGAGCUGAAGAGGAUAGCAGACUUCGUAGGGCGCCCGUUCACUGGGGAGGAAGAAAAGGAUGGAGCAGCAGAGGGCAUCGUCGCGCUGUGUAAGUUCGAGAACCUGCGAAGUCUAGAGGUCAAGAAGAAGGGAGCUGCAUGGGCACCGGGCCUUGAAAACAGCCACCUGUUCAGGCGCGGAGCCGUUGGCGAUUCUGUGAACCAUCUCACGGCGGAGGCGGCUCGGCGUGUCGACAAGAUCACAGAGGAUAAGUUCAGGGACACGGGGUUGAGCUUCUGAAGGUGUGUGGGAGGUUCAGUUGUACUUCUUGAUCUUACCCCUCAUAACUGUCGGUUUGAAAUCCAAUUUUUACUGGUUUUUACUCACGUUCAUUUCAAAAUUAUCAUCGUC